Messenger RNA from Sordaria macrospora k-hell, 3828 nucleotides. The record is from RefSeq and is a predicted model, not a curated record. Lineage: Eukaryota; Fungi; Ascomycota; Sordariomycetes; Sordariales; Sordariaceae.
AUGUCAUCGUCCCUUGAUUCGACCCUCGAUGCCCAUGAGCUGGCUGGUGAACAAGGACAGCUGCUUGACCUGCUCGAGAAACUUCAAUACGCCCAGCUCGAAAAUGCCAAACUACCUCAGAUUGUGGUCGUCGGUGACCAGUCGGCCGGCAAAAGCUCCGUCCUUGAAGCUAUCACUGGAAUUCCGUUCCCUCGCGAAGCUGGUGCCUGUACGAGGUUUGCUACCGAAUUCAGAUUGCGCAGAUCUAUCGAAUCCAGCAUCACCGUAUCCAUCAUUCCCGACAGAAAUCGCCCACCCAGUGAGCAAAACCAACUGCUAGACUUUGGCCGUCUGGUCAGCAGUAGCGCCCCAUUCGAGCUCACAGUGAUUGGAGCUGCAGAACUUAUUGCUCCCAAGGGUAUUUCAGGACGCUUUGCCGCGAAGGACAUCUUGGUGGUGGAGAAGAAAGGGCCGGACAUGCCAUUGUUGACUCUUGUGGAUCUGCCUGGCUUGGUACGGAACCCCAACAAGGACCAGUCUCUUGAGGAUAUCCGUAUCAUCGAAGCGCUUUCUGAUCGCUACAUGCGGAGUCCCCGUACCAUCAUCCUGGCCGUCGUUGGCGGGAACUCGGACUACGUCCAGGCUCCGGUCCUGACCAAGGCUCGACACUUCGAUCCUAACGGCGCCCGAACCAUUGGUGUUCUCACCAAGCCUGAUCUUACCGACUCCAUCGGUCUUGAGGACAAGUUCAUUGAGCUCGUCAAGAACAAUGACCGGCGUAACAACUUUCGUCUGGGCUGGUACGUCCUGUUGAAUCCUAGUCCACGAAGUGAAGGAGAACCCUGGCCUUCCGCGGAGCAGCGCCGGUCGACUGAACAGGAUUUCUUCUCCAAGGGCAAAUGGAGCUCGCUUCCGGCAUCUAUUUGCGGAGCCAACGCUCUCAAGCAAAAGCUAAGUCUCCAGCUUCAGCAGCACAUUGGAAGACAUGUCAACGCGCUACGCAGACAAAUCCAGAAGGCUUUGGAUGAUUGUGAUGUCGAACUCAGGUCGCUUGGUACCGCCAAAAGCACUCCCGAAGAGAUGCGCCUAGAGCUCAUUGAACUGUUCUAUGCUUCAAAUGAACUCGUUGUCCCAGCGGCCCAUGGCUUCUACAAAAACCCGCCCAACAAGGAUUUCUUCCGUGUAACCGCAGAUCCAAACGGAACGCCAGCACAAAAUCUCCGUGCACGUGCCGCCGAGGAAAAUGAUCGGUUUUCAGCCAGAAUCCGAGCUGACGGCCGCAGGUUCAAGCUUUCCGCUUCCAGUGGUCCCUCUGCCACGGACAAACAAUCGUCAUCGGGCGACUCCAAAUCUGAGUACGCCCGUCUAGAGGUCAGCAGACUUCUUCAUCAGAUUCGAGGGUCCGAAUUUCCCAUGGAUUCCACACCCAGAGCGGUUUACAUGUUAUUCCAGAGUCAUUCGGAGCCAUGGCCUAGACUAGCACAGGAGCACAAGGACAACGUUGGGGCGGUCUGCAACAAUUUUCUCCGCGAGGUCAUCAACUACAUAUGGCCCCAGCGCAUGCGAGAGCCUUUGCGGCGUCACUUCAUGGACUCCCACAUGAAGGCACUGAUAGACGAAGCAGACCGAGAACUGAAACACCUGAUGCAAGAUCUGAAUCUCGAGGUCCAACCUUACGAUCCUGAAUAUCAAGAACGUCUGGUAGCCUGGAAGAACCAGGCUGCUGAGUCUGGAACAACUUACACAGAAGCCGAGGAGAUCCUGGAGAAGAUGCUGAUCUUUUACGAGCUGUCCGCCAAAACAUUCAUUCGCAACGUCAUCACCCAGGUAGUUGAACGCCAUCUCCUCCAAGGCAUGUAUGGCAUCUUCAAUCCCGCUGCAGUCAUGGCGAUGAGCAGUGAGGUAGUUGAAUCUAUUGCUGCUGAGAAUCAGGAAACACGGGACCGACGUCAAGCCUUGACGGCACAACGCAAGGCUAUCGAAGAGGCCAAAGAUGUGUGCACCAGUCUAGCGAUGCGCAAGGAACUCAGAGAGCAAUCGGUCGAGUACGGCGAUUUGAUUGAUUUCACAACUGACGAAGACGAACCGAAUUCGCCUACAAACCAACCCUCCAAGUCUUCCGGCACACCUCAACGAAGACCAGUACCCACGAGUACCCCGAAUGUAGCUGAAGGUACGCGCAGCAAUGCAUCCCCCAAGGCCACGACAAAUAACCCGCCACAACCGCCUGCGAAGAUCUCUAAUGAGGUGACGGAUGCGCGUGGCAAUCCAAUUGCACAGGCCACUAUUCGUGGGCCGCCACAAUUGCCCAUGUCUGUGCCCCCGGUACCACCGCGACAGGUCCAGAUCGCAGAAAGCCAUCACGGACAAUCAGAUGGUUCACACAGUACUCGGAGCAGAUCGCAAGCAAACCAGGAGAGUGACCAAGAUCAGAACGUUUUCACUCCACCCACCGUUGCACAACUGACCAACACAUCGCCGUCUUUUGCUGAGACCCUUCGACGACAAAAAGACACCUCCACGACGAAGAAAAAUACCUGUUCAAUUUCGUCGCACACUUCUGCCCUGCUCCUCGACGUCCCAUGUCCAGGCAGAGGUGGAAGAACUCUUGAAAGCCUCCGAACUCCCCCGGUCCUCCCGCUCCCGCCCCUACCAAAAGCUCCCCCGAGGAAUCCGCCCUCCACAAAAAUCUCCGUUUCGCACCCUCCCUCCACUCACCUUGCCCCUCCUCCUCCUCUACCGCCACCCCGACCAAGAACGCCCCCUUCCACAAGAUCGGUGCCGGCACCUGCGACGCCAUCUUCUCCCAAGACUCCAACCCCGACACCAUCCUCAAGCUCGCCAAAGACCGCACCAACCCGGAACUCUGGAACGACUUCCGCCAACACCGAAAAAUCGCCCGCUGCUUCGCCAACCUUUUUUUUUUCGGAUAAAAACCCGCCCAUCAACAUCCCCAAACCCUUCUGCUACAUCACCGCCACCAACACCUCCUUCUGGGCCGCCAAGUCCAGCGCCGGCCUCAUCCAAGCAGCAGAAAGCCAACACAUCUGCGCCGUGCCCACCAACGCCCUCGUGGCCGAGCGCAUCCUCCCCCUUCCCCUCCGCACCCGCCAGCUUCUCAUAGAGAAGUACUGCUCCCCGCUUCGCGGCGGCCAGCAGAAGGCGCUGGAUGAUCCGGCUAACGCCGAUUGUUUGGUGCGCGUCUACCUCGGGUCUACCUCUGGUAAAAGCAGCGGUCUGUUUUUUUGUUUGCAGAACCUCAAGCUGCACCUCAACCAGCUCGUCGAUUUGGGGAUUGACGUCGAGGCGCUGGCCACGCGCAUGGGACUUGCUUUGGCGGUGAUGCACUGGGGUGCGAAGACGGAUGCGAGGGAUGUGGAGUUUGUGCUGGGGAGUGGUUCGGAGGAAAAGGUCCCCCGAGAGUUGAAGGAGGAUAUCAAUGGCACCGAGGAAGAAGAAGAAGAACAAGAAGAACAUGAUGUCGCCCCCGCCAAGUACCACGGCAUGGAGAAUUUUUGGUGCAGGCAGACGGAGAUGUGGGUCCUGGACUUCAACCAGGUGAGGGAUAUCACCCUCGAUGAUGCCGGCGUGGUCUUGGCCGUGGAAGCGGUCAGGUUGAAUGAUCCGUACUUUCCCAAGCCUCUCAAGAGCUCGGAGGCGGAGAAGCAUGCGUGGAAAGCCUUCAUCGUCAGCUACAUAGAGAACUCCACCACCAUCCUCCGACAAGCCCUCCAGAACGACCAGAACUUGGCCGUGGAGAUCCUCGGUUUCCCGAGGAAGUUUAUUUUGGGCGUUGUGGAAUUGGAGAAGGAGAGGAUGUCUCGUCGCGAAGGCGGCAACACUGUAUAG